Messenger RNA from Dendronephthya gigantea, 2214 nucleotides. RefSeq lists its product as uncharacterized. Lineage: Eukaryota; Metazoa; Cnidaria; Anthozoa; Malacalcyonacea; Nephtheidae. Gene Ontology annotation, cellular component: membrane. Gene Ontology annotation, molecular function: calcium ion binding; protein binding. Bases 1 to 2214 code for a protein of 737 amino acids. The transcript has 12 exons. The record is from RefSeq and is a predicted model, not a curated record.
AUGAGUGUGGGUCAGGUUUUAGAAUACGGGCGUGAGAUACGAAGUGCAAGUCCAAGAUGGCGGAUAGCAGAUGUUUUCCUUCAAAAUCUAGAAGUUCGGAAUCUAACUCGUCGCUUUCAUGAGCCGCCGGCAGUUCUUGUUAGCGCACACCGUAGACGAGGCUUGCCGUCAUCUUUGAGAGACCAAAAUAUUGUGACGUGGGUGAAGGAUGUAAGUAUCACAGCGUUUGAAGUAUGCAUAGAAGCCCUUCCAGGAAUACACGGGAAUCAUGAACCUAUCACAAUCGACUAUGCUGCUAUAGGAGACCUUGAUCCCUGUCUUGACGUUACCUGUGAAAAGUUUGCAGUUUGUCGUGCGUUUGGUCCCUACGAUGCACGAUGUGUUUGUGUGACAGAUUGUCCUUCAGUGGAACAAAAUUUCUGCGCUUCAAAUGGAAGAAGUUUUACCAAUGUUUGCGUAUUCCAACUGGAAGUUUGUCAAACAAAAGCAAACUAUACAUACUACCAUCAUGGGCGUUGCAGAGAUUUUCCGAUGACACGAGGACGAAGACAAGUCCCUGGAAUUCCUCGCUGGUCAGAUUCACAUUGCCAGACUGUACAAUUCGACCCGUUAACUUUCUAUCCUGAAAAGCCUGUUCACGUGCAGAUUAGCGUGAGCCACGUGAACGAUCCGAGUCAAGUUCAUGAUGCAGCGGUAUCAUGGGUAGAAGAUAUCAACGACAAUAAUUUCACGUUUUGUGUGAUGGAGUCAGGAAGAAAUGAAGGGCCACCUCACGGAUUCGCUACUGUUGAAUAUAUGGCCUAUCAAGGCGCUCCAAGCAGAGGAUUGGCCGGCGUAGUUGUAAUGCCGGAGUGGUGGGCCGGAACUAAGUGCCAAGAUGUGGACAUAUCUUCGGGAUCAUUUUCGUCCACACCGGCUGUGCUUGUAACUGCAGAACAUCAUCGACUUAGUCUCAAACACGACGCUGCCUCUCUUUGGUUGGAAGAUGUCACAAGCUCGUCAUUUAAAGUCUGUUUGCGCGAGCUACAAAACUUUGAUGGACCUCACCAGGACAUCCAUGUUAACUGGUUGGCUUUUCAAAAAUAUGAACAACCUCUGUUUAGUGAACAUGCUACCACUAAUUUCGCCCAGACAAACAGAGAUCCUUUGCCCAGUACUAAUUACGCACAAUGCCAGAACGUUUCUUUUGCGGCAAAUUACACGAGACCGCCAACCGUGCUAGUUACACCCAAACACAGCACAUCUGGAAGAAAUGUAGACCCAAAACACAACGCAAUCUCCGCUUGGAUUGAGGGGGUAAAUAUUUCAUCUUUCGAGAUCUGCUUUAAAGAGCUAUACAGCAGUAAUGGAUAUGACGCCGUGACCAUUUCUCAUGUGGUUUUGAGAGAAAUAUGCAAACACAAUUGGGUAUAUUAUAAUGGAUUUUGCUACAAACGGGAGUCAGAGUGUCAGACGUGGUCAAAUGCCUCUUCAAUAUGUAUGGGAUACGGGGCAAAUCUUGUCGGAAUUGAAAGUGCCGAAGAAGACGUAUUUGUUCAGCAUCUCCAUCAUGGUCGACCAUCUUGGAUUGGACUUAAUGAUCAAGCAAAUGAAGCCGUGUAUUUAUGGACCGAUGGAGGAUCUGUGUCGUACACACACUGGGCUCCAGAAAUAUUCACACCAUUCAGCGAGAAAAACGAUUGUGUGGAGAGUUUAGGAAGAGAUAUGAACUAUUACUGGAUACCAUCAUCAUGCAACAACUGUCAAAGGUUUACCUGCAAAACAGACAUUGACGAGUGCACUAUCGGAACUUACACCUGCCACCAAUAUGCAGAUUGUAUCAACACUGUCGGUUCCUAUAUAUGUCAAUGCCGAAAUGGUUACACUGGAGACGGUCAAGAGUGUACAGGUGCACCCAAAGGUUUUUCGCCCUCAAUAAGUUUGAGUUCAGGCAGUUACGGGAGAGUUAAAGUUUAUCAUCCAGCAUAUGGGUUGGGUACGGUGUGCGACGACAACUGGGAUAUAACUGACGCGAACGUGCUCUGCCGUCAGCUUGGAUAUAGUAGAGCUACUGCUGCGUAUCAAUCUGCCCACUACGGUCAAGGAAGUGGACCAAUAUUGCUUGAUGAUCUCAGAUGUACUGGUUCAGAGUCAUAUUUAUGGGAUUGUCCUCGCAACUCUUGGGCUACGCACGACUGUAGUCAUAGUGAAGAUGCAGGGGCUUCCUGCACAUGA